This is a messenger RNA of Drepanopeziza brunnea f. sp. 'multigermtubi' MB_m1, 1497 nucleotides long. RefSeq lists its product as uncharacterized. Gene Ontology annotation, cellular component: cytoplasm. Gene Ontology annotation, molecular function: succinate-semialdehyde dehydrogenase (NAD+) activity. NCBI's taxonomy places the organism in Eukaryota, Fungi, Ascomycota, Leotiomycetes, Helotiales, Drepanopezizaceae. The record is from RefSeq and is a predicted model, not a curated record. Gene Ontology annotation, biological process: GABA catabolic process.
AUGGCCGCCGCCACGCUUCCUUUCCAGCUCAAAAAUGCUUCCAUCUUCAAGGAUAAGUCUCUGGUCGGUGGUGAAUGGAUAGAAGCCAGGUCGGGCAAGAGGUUUGAUGUGGUGGAUCCCGGAAAUGGCAAAGUCUGGGCAUCAGCUCCAGACAACACGGCCGAAGACGUUGACGCGGCUGUCAAGGGAGCUCACGAAGCAUUCAAGACUUAUAGCAAAGUCAACCCCAGAAUCAGAGCACAAUGGCUCUUGAAGUGGGAUGCUCUCAUCCGGGAGAACAGAGACGACAUUGCCAACAUCGUCACUUAUGAGACCGGAAAGCCUCUCUUCGAAUCCCAAGGGGAGCUGGACUAUGCCUUGGGUUUCACGUGGUGGUUCGCUGGCGAAGCGGAGAGAGUCACCGGAACCAUCUCAAUCCCAGCUGCUCCGGGACGAAGAGUCUUUACUGUCAAACAACCAAUUGGCGUAGCCGCAGCGCUUGUUCCUUGGAACUUCCCAAUCGCUAUGAUUCUCCGAAAGGCCGGUGCCGCUUUUGCUGCAGGAUGCACGAUGGUUGUGAAGCCAUCCCCGGAAACCCCACUGUCGGUGCUAGCGCUUGCAAAUCUUGCACAGGAAGCUGGAUUUCCAAAGGGUGUGUUCAGUGUCUUGACUACAAGCUUGGAAAACACACCGCCCCUGAGUGAAGCACUUUGCCGCCACCCACUUGUCAAGAAAGUUACUUUCACUGGAUCUACCAGAGUUGGAAAGCUGGUUGCGAAACAUUGUGCCGAUGGCUUGAAGAAAGUCACUCUUGAGCUUGGAGGAAACUGCCCGUUCCUGGUCUUUAAUGAUGCGGACUUGAACCACGCUGCGGAUGCCCUCAUGGCCUUGAAGUGGCGCCAUGCAGGUCAAGCUUGUAUUACUGCAAAUCGGGUCUACGUUCAAGCAGGUGUUUAUGAAAAGUUCGCAGAGAUCUUCAAGGAGAAAACCUCCAAGUUGGUCGUCGGACACGGUGCCGAGAAGUCAACCACGAUGGGUCCAGUGACCACAGAAAGAAGUCUUGACAAGGUUCUCAACCAAGUCGAGGAUGCUAAGAAGCACGGAGGUCAGGUCGUGCUAGGUGGUGGUAAGGUCAAAGAUACUUCAGGAUACUUUUUUGAACCAACGAUCAUUCUCGGAGCGAAAAAAGAAAUGUUGAUUACCGAAGAGGAGACCUUCGCUCCAGUUCUCGCUCUCUACAGCUUCGAGACUGAGGAUGAAGCUGUCCAAGCUGCCAAUAACACCAGCAUGGGACUGGCCUCGUACUUCUUUACCAAGAACGUCGAUCGUACUUGGAGACUUCUCGAGAAUCUUGAAGCCGGUAUGAUUGGUAUGAACACAGGGAACUCGUCGGCUGCAGAAUCUCCAUUCGGGGGUAUCAAAGAGUCAGGUUACGGAAAGGAAUCCGGAAAAGACGUCGCUAUUAACGAGUAUCUCAUCACAAAGACCGGAACCCUGACUCUUGAUGGCCACUUCUAG